This is a messenger RNA of Mycena citricolor, 1686 nucleotides long. Lineage: Eukaryota; Fungi; Basidiomycota; Agaricomycetes; Agaricales; Mycenaceae. The record is from the annotation of a GenBank genome assembly.
UGAGCUUCUCCCCAGCCCCUCGGGCAUCGCUGAUCCAUCCCGAGCGGCGUGCGAACCACAUCACUCGUCGCCUUCCCGCUGACACAUGACGUUUUCCGCGCGGGAAGCACGCCCAGGCUAAUCUCCCCUCUUCCUCCAUCCGCUCACCCAUGAACGCGACAGAGACUCAGACAGAGACGCAGACGCAGACGCCCGCGCCCUCGGUUCGCGAGAGCACCCUCGCCGACGAGCCGCACACCUCUCACACCCCGCACACGCCCCCCGUCACGCGCGAUUUCGGAUUCCUGCCGAUCCCGGAGAGGCUGCGAUAUGUCGAGGGAAAAGUGUUCGAGUUCGGGCUGCUGAUGAACAUCGCGCUGGGGUUUAUGAGCACUUUCACGAUGGCCAACCUGAGCUACUGUCAACCGUUGCUCAUCAACUUGGCCGAGACAUUCGGGGUAUCGUACUCAAAAGUAUCCCAAGUGCCGACUCUCUUGCAAGCUGGAUACGCUGUUGGUGUCGUCUUCAUUUCACCCGUGGGUGAUAUUACGCGACGGCGGCCACUUCUGCUGCUACUCAUGACCAUAUCCACUCUGCUCACAAUCGGUCUCGCUAUCACGGCGAACUUUGUCGCAUUCGAGGUCCUCUCGUUCUUCGUCGGCAUGACCUCGAUCAUCACCGCGAUGCUCCAGCCGCUCGCUGCCGACCUCGCACCGCCGCACCGACGCGCCAGGGCCAUCUCCGUGAUCGUAUCGGGGCUGCUGCUCGGCGUGCUCAUCUCGCGCGUGCUUGCGGGGGUGUUUGGCCAGCUGGCGACCUGGCGCGCGACGUACUACUUCGCCGUCGGGAUCCAGGCGCUCGCGGUGCUCAUCGCGUACUUCUUCAUCCCCGACUGCCCGCCGUCGAUACGCGGGCAGAGGCUGUCGUAUACGCGCAUCCUGUGGACGAUGGGCAAGUUUGCGGGGACGGAGCCUGCGCUGAUCCAGGCGUGCUUGGUCAAUUUCGCGACGAGUGCGAUGUUCACGAGCUUCUGGGUCACGUUGACGUUCCUGCUUGGCGGGCCGCUGUUCAAUUAUUCGACACUGGACAUCGGGCUGUUCGGGUUCGUUGGGAUGGCUGGAGUGCUUUCUGCGCCACUCACGGGACGGUUCAUCGAUUCUUUCGUCCCGUGGUACCCAACUUUCAUCUCUGUCCUGGCUCUGGGUGCCACGUAUAUCCUGCAAACGGCCGCCGAGGGGCUAAACAUAGGGGCCGUGGUGGUCAUCGCCUUCUCGUUGAACUUGUUCAGACAAAUGAAUCAAUCUGCGUUGGCGACGACGGUUCUCAGCAUAGCUCCCGAAGCGAGAUCUCGCUUCAACGCAGUCAACGUCUUAUCGCUCUUUCUCGGACAAGUAGCCGGCACCGCUGCGGGGACGUCAGUCUACCUGCAGCACGGCUGGCGCAUGACUGGUGUGCUCGCCCUCUCGUUCAGCGUUUGGCAGAUUAUCGUGCUUCUCGCUCGCGGUCCGCACUGCGAGCGUUAUACGUGGUUUGGCUGGCAAGGCGGGUGGCAGAUGCGAAAGACACUUGAUUCCUCUGCAGAAAUACCUGAAAAGUCGGGAGAUCUUGAAAAGAGCAGCGCGGUUGCUGCCAAUGAGUAGCUCAGCUGUAUUAUCAUAGUCACGCAAUGAACUAAUGCCUCACGAAUACCCCCGUUCGGAGUCUUCC